Messenger RNA from Nicotiana attenuata, 498 nucleotides. Its product is annotated as universal stress protein PHOS32-like. The record is from RefSeq and is a predicted model, not a curated record. NCBI's taxonomy places the organism in Eukaryota, Viridiplantae, Streptophyta, Magnoliopsida, Solanales, Solanaceae. Bases 1 to 498 code for a protein of 165 amino acids. The transcript is spliced from 4 exons.
AUGGGAAAAGCAAGAAUAGUAGGAAUUGGAAUGGAUUAUUCAGCAACAAGCAAAGCAGCAUUAAAAUGGGUAAUUGAUAAUCUUAAAAAAGAAGAUGAUCGGAUUAUCAUUAUUCAUGUUGCUUCUCCCAAAGCUGAUCCUACUAAUAAGCAACUCUUUGAAAACACUGGUUCCCCUUUGAUACCUUUAGACGAAUUUAGAGAGAUUAACGUGUCUAAGCAUUAUGGACUAAACCCUGAUAAAGAGGUUCUUAAUAUGCUUGACACCGUUUCCAAGGUUAAGAAUGUGACAGUGGUGGCAAAGGUGUAUUGGGGAGAUGCGAGGGAGAAACUUUGUGACGCUGUGGAACAUCUCAAGCUUGAUACUCUUGUGGUUGGAAGUAGAGGUUUAGGAGUCCUUAAAAGGGUGUUACUUGGAAGUGUGAGCAAGUACGUGGUGCAUAAUGCAUCUUGUCCGGUCACAGUUGUGAAAGGCAGUCCUCAACCUACAAAGGCCUAA